AAAUAAUUUCCGCCGCGAGUCGAUCCUUUAUAUGCAGUGGAGCAAAAAACACCAAGAGAACCGCCACCAUAUCAGCCGGGUUGACAAGAGAGAUGGCGGAGACUCAUAAACUGGAGCUCCCAGUCAUAGACUUGUCCUCCCCUGACCGCAUCUCCACCGCCAAUUCAAUUCGUCGGGCAUGCGUGGAGUAUGGUUUCUUUUACCUGGUAAACCAUGGGGUGGAGGUAGAAUUGUUUGGAAGGGUUUUUGGUGAGAGCAGGAAAUUCUUCUCACUCCCCUUGGAAGAAAAGACCAAAUUGGCUCGCAGAGAACACAGGGGUUACUCGGCACUCUAUGAUGAGAACCUAAACCCCUCUUCGAGUUCCAAAGGGGAUUCAAAAGAGAGUUUCUAUGUCGGUCCGCUAGAAGGGGAGACAAGAAACUUAAACCAGUGGCCUUCGCAAGAAGUUCUGCCUUCUUGGAGAUCCACGAUGGAGUUGUAUUAUGAGAAAGUGAUGUCUUCUGGAAAAAAAUUGAUCUCCUUAAUUGCUUUGGCUUUGAACUUGGAUGAAGACUAUUUUGAGACACUAGGAGCUUUGGAUGCACCAGCAGCUUUCCUUCGCUUAUUACACUAUCCAGGCAAUGUGGCAUCUUCUGACGAAGAAACAUAUGGAGCUUCUGCGCACUCAGAUUAUGGAAUGAUUACCCUUCUGGCAACUGAUGGUGUCCCAGGGCUUCAGGUUUGUAGGGACAAGACCAAGCAUCCAUGGAUAUGGGAGGAGGUGCCAAAUAAAAAUGGGGCCUUCAUUGUUAACAUUGGGGACAUGAUGGAAAGAUGGACUAAUUGUUUAUUCCGUUCGACAUUUCACAGAGUGAUGUCAGUCGGACAAGAACGGUACUCGGUAGCUUUUUUCUUGGAUCCUAAUGAAGACUGUUUGGUGAAAUGUCUGGAAAGUUGUUGCAGUGAAUCAUGCCCCCCAAGAUUUCCCCCUAUUCGUAGUGGAGACUACCUGACGGAGCGGAUCAGGCAUACAUACGGUUCCUACUGAGGGCAAGGAGAAGCAUAGAUGCAUUGCUGCUGUAUAUGGUUCUUCAUGAGAAAUGAAAGUUGCUGCUGCUUUUGAAUCUCAACUGCGGUACUAUUAAUUGCUACACUGAAGCAUUGAUAGGUAACAUCUGCUGAAGUGCUGGUAAGUUAAGCAUUCACAUUGGUAUCAAAAAUUGUUGUGUAUCCAUAAACAUACUCUUCCUUGUGAGAGAUGCAUGAUUUAUUACAAAACAAUAUUGUCAAAACAGAAGUUGUUUUUAUUUGCUUCAAUGUACCCAAAAAAAGUCAUUUGGGAUAAUACUUGAAAAUGGGAUUUUCACUGUUGGCAAUUAGAGUUUGCAAAU
Tripterygium wilfordii is the source of this 1371-nucleotide messenger RNA. RefSeq names its product 2-oxoglutarate-Fe(II) type oxidoreductase hxnY. The record is from RefSeq and is a predicted model, not a curated record. The transcript has 11 exons. Bases 93 to 1028 code for a protein of 311 amino acids. Lineage: Eukaryota; Viridiplantae; Streptophyta; Magnoliopsida; Celastrales; Celastraceae.